Molecule: messenger RNA, 3773 nt
Organism: Marchantia polymorpha subsp. ruderalis
Lineage: Eukaryota; Viridiplantae; Streptophyta; Marchantiopsida; Marchantiales; Marchantiaceae
Source: the annotation of a GenBank genome assembly
ACUUCUUCCUCCUUCUCCUGCUGCGACUCCUGCUGCUGCUCCUGCUCUGUCAGUUGGGCUGCUACGCUUCGCGGAGCUGAACUUGAGGUUGAGGUGGAGGUUGAGAUGAGAGAGCCGCACCAGCACACCACUGUACCUAUUUCGAUUCGCAGGAUUCCCAUCACGAGAGCUCGGCUGAGCUCAUCAGCUGAGGUGUGCCCGAGUUUAUAGUCUUGCCCGGAGGCAGAGCAUGUACACGACUGCUUUUCUUGUUUGGUUCUGGGAGGAACAAAGUUAAUCACGUUAGCUGAUUACAACAUUAUGAGGAAUCCGGGCAUCUAUCUGUGAGAAGGAAGGAGGGGAAGCUCGCGGGGGCCAGGGAGCAGCAGGCAAGGAAGUGGGAGAGACGAGGGAGAUAGGCGAGGAGGAGAAGGGAAGGCAGGGCAAGCCUAGCAAGGAGGCUGGCAGUAUAUGUCGAGGUGGAGUUUCGGGAGAUUUAGUUGUGUGUCACGCAGUAGGGAGCUGAGCUGAGCGAGCUUCUGGUGCUUGCUCGUGGGCGGCGUCCAGAAGCUUGAUACGUUCAUGCUCGGCGUGCGGGACGAACUCAUCAGAAGCCGACUCGAUGUGAUUCUUGUUAGUCGUUGCUCGAAGCGCGAGCUUUCCUGCGGUGUCCGCUUCUGUCGUCUCGCAGGGUGGUCUGGCGAGACUGCGGUGAAUCUCCUUCGAGCGGAGCACAUCGGUCGACUUUCCUCUUCUUUCCCUUCCGCGGCACUUCUCCCUGUUCGUGCUCUCGUGCAAAGAGAGUCGGUUGCAGUCGCUCGUGGCCUGGUCUGGCAUGCUAUGAGACCUUCGCCAUGCACGCAGGGUAACGACUCUCUGUUGCAUUACUAGAUCGAUCGACCUCGAGCUAAACUGACCUACGUUCCGGUCCGGAGUCGUCGAGGUCUUCAACGUGGUCGUCAGAUUGCCUGACUGACCGCGAAACAGAUGGUCUGGGAUAUUUGUUCCGGUUGCUAAUAGAGAGAUAGAAACAGCGAGGAUUUACAGCUUGCACUGAGGAAAGGGAUUUGGAGCAGCAGCUGCCGGAGAACUGAAAGAAGGAACGAAGGAAGGAUUGCAGUAAAAGUCCAGCCUCGAUGAAGUCUCCGAGGGCGCUAUUCUGGCUCGACACAGCGUCGUUGGUCCCAUUAGUGUCUAUCUUGAGUUUCAGUUUUUUCUUGGUGUGGCAAUGGUGCAGUGAACCACCAUUCAACCCCUCGUUUCCGAAUUUUCGUGAACGUGCCUACACGUUUCCCUUGGAUCAGGUGUCUGCUUUGACGACCAUAGCCUUGCCAAUUACUCAUACAGAUGCCAGCAGUCACCUGGUUUCCAACGCCGAUGAACCUCACACAAUCGACGAGGUUACCUACGAGGAAGAGGACAAAUGUUGCAAGUGUGCCAUUGACGAGAUGAACUGGGAAAAGUCGCAGCGAGCUGCGCCCUUGCUACACGGCUGGAACGACAAGGAAGUGAUCAGGCGAGCGGUGGAGCAAGAAACUGCCACCACGAAUCCGUACUCGGCCAAGGCGGAAUGCAUGCAAGCCGAUCCCGCAGUCUACAAUCCCACCCUCAAAAACCGUCGCAAAGGCAGCGGCCGCGUUCCCUGUAACCAUGUCUGCGGCAAAAGCUCGGGCGCGACGGCCAGGGUGAAGAUUGCGUACAUGUUUAUGAUCACCACCGCGCUGCCCUUCGAGGCGCUGUGGAACAAGUACUUCGAGGGCAAAGAAGGUCUGUACAAUAUUUACGUGCACGCCGAUCCCUUCAACGCGAACCUCUUCACGGACAAGUCCAGUGUCUUCUUCGGGCGAAUGAUUUCGAGCGGGAAGGCGGACAGGGGCAGCCCAUCGCUCGUGGUGGCCUCGCAGAGGCUGCUGGCCAAUGCCAUCCUGGAUGACCCGCUGAAUCAGUACUUCGCGCUCGUGUCCGGCAGCUGCGUUCCGAUCCGAAGCUUCGACUACGGGUACCAGAUGAUAACAGCGUCGCGACAGAGUUUCAUCGAGCAGAUCACGAACGAGACGGUGAUGGAGGAGAGGUACAGGGGGCGCGAAGGAGGGGCCGCAAUCAUGAUGCCGGAGAUACCGUUCGAGAAAUUCAGGAAGGGAGCGCAGUGGUACGUGUUCAUCCGGAAGCACGCGUUGAUCGUGCUCAAGGAUCAGUACGAGAACAAGUACUGGAACAAGUUCGAUCGCAAGUGCAUCAUCUACUUCUGCGGGACGGACGAGCACUACUACCACACUCUGAUCAACAUCGUGGACGCAGACGGCGCGAACGGCAAGUGCGUGACGUACGUCAACUGGCCGACGUGGGUUUCGGAGCACCCGCUGUUCUACCAACGCUACGAGAUCAACCAAGAGCUCAUUCGGGACUUGCAGAGCAAAGAUGGGGGCCAAUAUCUAUUCGCCCGGAAAUUCCAGGAGGAUACGGCCGACCUUCUGCUGGCCAUUUCUGACACCAUUUUGCAGUGACAGCCUAUGCGUGCAUUUGCUCUGGACGUGGAGGGCGAUUGUUAAAACCUCGAACGAAAUCAGGCGGUUAGAUGUAAAUAGAGUACCCUUCUUUCGUGGUACACGUCGCCUUUUGUGCCCGGGCAGGCUAUGCUGCCCAGAUGGGCAUGGGCGGGUCGGGAACAGGUAGGGCUUAUCACGGCUGCCAUACAUACGGAAAACCAAUCCAAAUCAUCAAAACCAACCGAGCGCAGCGGACGGGAGCCUGCUUUGAGAGAGAGAGAGAGAGAGAGAGAGAGAGAGAGAGAGAGAGAGAGAGCCCUGAUCGGGCAACAUUUCAUUCAUUCCAAUAUUUAGUACGUUGACAAGAGAGACGUGUAUCAAUUCUUCAAUUAAAGUUACGAUUGGAUCGAUGGGUCGACUGACUGAUGUGAUAUGAUGUACAGAACUUUCUUACCGAUUAGUGUGGAAAAGAAAACAGAUUUUAGCCUUUAGCUAGAGUAGCUAGCUCGUGUCACAAGCUGCAUAUAUAGCUUCGAUGGAUCUAUAAUAGCCACCGCUAAGGAGGUGGCCAUGAGGAUGAUGCCCAUUGAUUAUCUCUCUUAUAAUUGUCUAGUAUUCCGACCCUGUCUCCGAUUCGAGGACGACGUCAAACCUUCCUCGACUGUGACCUUUCUUCCUCUGUUCUCUUCCGCCCUGCCACUAACGAGCGUGUUUCCUUAGGAUCUCGCUCGUGGUUGUAGCAGCAGCGGCUCAUUCGUUGGAGGAGUGGAAGAGCUUACCUUUUCUAGAGCACUUAUUGAUUGAGCGUGUCAAGCAGGUGUGUGACUAGCACGGAAUGCGUGCACAAUAUGUACGAUGAACGAAGAGGAAGCAGAGAAAGAUAGUUGGCAUAGGGUGGAAGAAAAAUAUGAGGACGAGAUCUGGAGCCUGAGCGAGGUUCGUUGUUGAAGGAACGAAUCUGUGGGCAGAUGCUUCGGCUCGUAUGUGGAGUGAUACGAGGAGUGGCGCGCAUCUAACAGGAAGAUUUGUUUUUCACUAUAUGUUGUUGCGGAGGAUGUCAACAUAGUCAGCUCAAAUCCCUCAUUAGCAUUCUUUGGUCUCUGUAGCUCAUCUGAUAUCUGGUCAAUUGUAAGCAAGAUUACACCUUUGAAGGAGCCGUUGCCACUAGGGCCGAUCUGCAUUCAACGACCGAUCGAAGGAAAGGGUGUUGGUGUUACAAGAGACCAGAUCUUACCAUACCUACUUAAUACGAAUGUAUCUUAGAUUCUUUGAAUUGAACAAGUGGGGGCAGUAAGAGUAAACCUUUCG